This is a messenger RNA of Thamnophis sirtalis, 3562 nucleotides long. The record is from RefSeq and is a predicted model, not a curated record. Lineage: Eukaryota; Metazoa; Chordata; Lepidosauria; Squamata; Natricidae.
AAAUAUGAUGGGAGAAAAGCAGAUGUUUGGAGCUGUGGAGUCAUUUUGUUUGCAUUGUUAGUGGGUGCUCUGCCAUUCGAUGAUGAUAACUUGAGGCAGCUGUUGGAGAAAGUGAAACGUGGCGUGUUCCAUAUGCCACAUUUCAUCCCCCCAGAUUGUCAGAAUCUCUUACGAGGGAUGAUUGAAGUGGAUGCCUCGAAACGGUUGACACUAGAACACAUUCAGAAGCAUAUAUGGUAUAUAGGGGGUAAGAAUGAGCCAGAACCAGAACAACCAAUUCCUCGAAAGGUCCAGAUUCGCUCUCUCCCUUCCUUGGAAGACAUCGAUCCUGAUGUUCUAGAUAGCAUGCACUCAUUAGGUUGUUUCCGGGACAGAAACAAACUAUUACAGGACUUGUUGUCAGAAGAGGAAAAUCAGGAGAAAAUGAUUUAUUUUCUACUCCUUGAUCGGAAAGAGAGAUAUCCCAGUCAUGAAGAUGAGGAUCUUCCUCCUAGAAAUGAAAUAGACCCUCCCAGAAAACGUGUGGACUCUCCAAUGCUGAACAGACAUGGCAAGCGGAGACCAGAGAGGAAGUCCAUGGAGGUUCUAAGUGUGACAGAUGGAGGAUCCCCGGUUCCUGCCCGCAGAGCAAUUGAAAUGGCACAGCAUGGACAGAGUAAAACAAUGUUCAGUAAAAGCCUGGAUAUCUGUGAAGCCAAUCCCACAUUCAGCAAAGAAGACAGGAUGACGAGUGCUGACACCUUGGGGUCUCGUUCAAUCAGUGGAGCUUCAUCUGGCCUAUCUACCAGCCCUCUCAGUAGUCCAAGGGUUACCCCUCACCCCUCUCCAAGGGGCAGUCCCCUCCCUACCCCCAAGGGGACACCUGUCCAUACGCCAAAGGAGAGCCCAGCGGGCACACCCAACCCUACGCCACCAUCCAGCCCCAGCAUUGGAGGAAUGCCCUGGAGAACACGGCUCAACUCAAUCAAGAACAGCUUUCUGGGAUCGCCUCGAUUUCAUCGCAGGAAAUUGCAAGUACCUACACCAGAAGAGAUGUCCAAUUUAACUCCAGAAUCUUCCCCAGAGCUUGCCAAAAAAUCCUGGUUUGGUAAUUUUAUCAACCUAGAGAAAGAAGAACAGAUCUUCGUGGUUAUUAAGGACAAACCAUUGAGUUCUAUCAAGGCUGAUAUAGUACAUGCAUUUCUGUCGAUUCCCAGUCUCAGUCAUAGUGUCAUCUCCCAAACAAGCUUCCGGGCAGAGUACAAGUCCACAGGAGGCCCUGCUGUCUUCCAGAAGCCAGUGAAGUUCCAGGUAGACAUUACAUACACAGAAGGUGGGGAGGCCCAGAAAGAGAAUGGGAUCUACUCCGUCACUUUUACACUUUUAUCAGGUCCAAGCCGUCGCUUUAAGAGAGUAGUAGAAACCAUUCAGGCACAAUUGUUAAGCACACAUGACCAGCCAUCAGUGCAACAAUUAUCAGGAAUUAUCCCGAAAAGUUAACAUGUCAGCCAACAUCUUCACCUUCUGUGCUCCGCAAAUGCUUGUUCACGGAAGGCCAGUGAUGUAAGACUGUCCACGGACUGGUUUUGGGGGGGUUAGGGGAAACUUCCAGCCUCCUGUCUCCCACUGUAGGAAAUGGGUCUCCUCCAUUCCAUUUUCCCUCAACACACAAUUUUUCUUUUGGUGCUCUGUGCGGAGAACAGCUGAGAAAUUGCAACCUGUCACAGUUGGAAUUCCAGGAAAGCAUCGUUGGUUGUGACUACUACACCCUUUCCUCCUGGUGAAACUAGACUCUGGGAGAGCGUGUGGGGGAGGAGGGUAGGGAAUAAAAUGGCAUAUUGUUCUCAUUCCAUAUUAAGAUUUUUAUAAGAACUAUCCCCCCUUCCAUCUCUUUCUUCCCAUCCGAAUUGUUUUUCAAAUUGUGUUUUUGUAAUCUCAAAUCGGCUUGGUUUGUAUUUUUUUUUUCAAUUGGCUGGAGAGGCAGCCAUAAACUUGAGGGAAACAAAAAUACAAGGAAACAGUCAAGCAAACAUGGACACUGAAUCUUAGGGAAAAGCCACUAUCGGCAUCAAGGACAAAGGACAAGAAUCCAAUUCUGAGGCACAGCCUCACCUGCGGCCAAGCUCUGCUCUGGCUACCACCUUCACCGUCAUCGCCACCGCUAUUAGGACUUCUUCUCUUCUUGACCUCCUUUCUCAGACCAUUCCUUCCACAUUGGAAUUUCCCUUCGGCCGGCUGAAUUAUCUGCUACAUCACACAUCUGGAUGCAAUUAUGGUGUCAUUAGUGCUGCAUUGAUAUAUCAGUAUUAUUUAUUUGCUGGUUUUGUUUAUUUAUUUGGGUUGUGUAUGUACGUUUGGGUUUGUUUGUUUUUUUAAUGCGAAAGACGACUAUGAGAUGAGAAAUAGAUUUCCCCCCUUUUUCCUUUGUGCGUGCCUGUGUGUAUAGCCACUGGUACAUAGUUUCAUUCGAACAAAAUAUGGAGGAGAUAGCACUAUGGACGAGUUCAACACAAAGCUACUGUAAACUUUUAAAAGUAUUGCAAGAUAUUUUUAUAUUUGUUUUGGGUUUUUCCCCCCUUUGUUUUUGAAGAAGGAUGAGUGGGCUGGAUUUUCUGUGUAGUUAAGUUAUUAUUAGGUCUUGGUUAUUAUUUAUAAUGCAUAUAUAUAAAUAUAAAUAUAUAUGUAUAUAUAUAAAUAUAUUUAAAAUUUUAAGAUGUUAGAUAUAUCUUCUGCUUUCAUUACUGAAUAGAGGUGACAUUGAUUUGUAUUUAUUUGGGGAGGGGGUGGAAUUUCAACAAGAACACAACUUGUUCCUCUCACCAAUGUUCCUUUUCUUCUUUUUCAUUUGAUGUCUCUCUCUCUCACUCUCACUCUCUCACUCUCUUUCUCUCUCUCCAAGUCUAGCUGGAGAGGAAGAUUUUUAAAAUACCAUAAAUGACAGGCAAAAAAGAAGAUGGCAAGAUUCUAAAAUCCAGUAUGUUUUAAAUGUAGAGUUAGUAUUCAGUCCCCUUAUUAUCUUCAAUUGCUAUUGUUUGGGUUCCUAUAAAUGUGUGUUAAACUGCAAUAUUUUUUUAAUGUUAAUAUUAGAUUUCUCUUUCACUGUUUGUGUUUCUUUCCUAUUAUUUUUAUUUCUAUGUUUGUCCUGGUUCAUUCUGCCCUUAUUGGACCUGUUUUUUCCCCUGUAUAUAGGUUUGAAGAAAAAAGCAACCACCAAUAUUUUGAAAAAGAUCCACAAAAGUGGAAGGUGUUUUUUUUGUUGUGGUUUGGUUUGGUUCUCCUAAUCUUAACCUUUUCUCUUCUAUUGCUGUGUGCAUGUUCGACCUUGGUAGGGUGGUGGCUGGGGACAGAGGGAGGUGAGAAUGUAGAGUUCUGGAGGCAGUUUUAAUUGCAUGAUAUUGCUGUAAAUUAUUCUCUCUUGCUUCUGUUGUCUUUUCUGCCUCCAUUUUCUCCUUCAUUCUCUCCAAAGCUUCUCUUCCACCGCCCUCAGUCUGUUUCCCUGGUUUUUCUUCCUUUAUGUAUAGCUUUUAAGGCUUCUGUUAACUUGUACCUCUACAAAAGGCUGGGAUUUCAAAUAAUAAUAAUA